Molecule: messenger RNA, 2185 nt
Organism: Lethenteron reissneri (Far Eastern brook lamprey)
Lineage: Eukaryota; Metazoa; Chordata; Hyperoartia; Petromyzontiformes; Petromyzontidae
Product: caveolae-associated protein 1-like
Cellular component (GO): caveola; cytoplasm
Source: RefSeq, a predicted model, not a curated record
CCCCUCCCAGCCUCCCUGCGACUCCCACCUCAUCCCUCCCCCUUGGUCCCUCCCAAUAGCAGCUCCGCGGGGCACGAGGAGGCUUGAGUCGCGAUUGCAAAGCGCCGCGCACGGAUCCUCGCUCCGCGUCCCUCCAGCGCGGCCGUGACGGACGCAGGGUCCGGUGGAGCGAGCGAGAGGGGAGGAGCGGGUGAGAGGGUGGUAGGGAGGGAGACGGAGUGAGCGAGCGAGAGGGGAGGAGCGAGCGAGAGGGUGAGUGGGUAGAUGAUUGGUCGAGUGCGUGCGUGAGUUUGGCGAAGCGAGGGAGCGCGGAGUGAAUUGUUGUUGAGCAAGCGCGACAUCGAGUGAGCGAGAGAGCGCGGGUGAAGCGAGCGAGUCGUCGAUUCAGCCGUCGAAUACUCGAGUGAGCAGGUGGUUAGGUGAGCGAGCAAGCGAGCGAGCCAGUGCGUGCUCGCUGUCAACGAGUCGGCGAGCAGAUCAUUGGGGUGGGGUAGGGGGGGGUAGCCCAGCGAGUGUCCACCAUGGGCGAGCAGCCGCCUCGGGCGGAGCUCACGGCCGUCGAGGAGCUCCACCGGGCCGAGAGCGACGGACGCGCCACGCCGUCGUCUUUGAGCGCCUCCGCCGCCGCCAAAGACUCCGCGGGCGUCGCCGUCGACACCGCGGGGGUCCACGCGCUGCUCGAGCGACUCCUCAAGACGGUGGAGAGCGUGCAGGAGUCGCAGCUGAAGAUGGAGCAGCGGCAGGGGGACAUCGAGGGCACGGUGAAGUCCAUCGAGGCGGAGGUGGAGGGCUUCUGCCGGGCGCACGCGGCCACGGCGGGCACGGUGAGGCAGGUGCUGGAGAAGGCGCGCAAAGUGAGCGCGAACGUCAAGGACGUGCGUGUCCGCCUCGACAAGCAGAGCCACGAGGUAAAGAAGCUGGAGGCCAACCACGCCGAGCUGAUGAAGAGGAACAACUUCCGAAUCAUGGUCUACCAGGAGGGCUCCGACGCCCCGAUCUCCAUCGCGACGAGCAGCAAACGCUCCAAGUCUGAGCUGGCCGCAGGUGGAGCAGCCGCCGCUGCCGCAGGCGGAGCCACCGCUGGAGCCGGCGGAGCGGAGCCGCGAAACGGAGCCGAGGCGCCGGCGUCGGAGGCGUCUCCCAAAGAGAUCGUGGACGAGGCGACCAACCCGUUCGAGGCGGACACGGAGGCGCUCAACCUCUCGUCGGACGAGGACGUGGAGAUGAUCGAGGAGGUGGAGUCGACGGCGUCGAAGCUGCGCCGGACCGGCAAGAAGCGCGUGGAGAGCAUCAGGAAGGCGUUCUCUCGGGAGAACUUCGAGAAGAAGGUGAACAGGAUCGUGUCGCCCGAGAAGCGCGAGAAGAUCAAGAGCACGUUCACGCACCGCCGCAAGGCGUCGGCGGACGCGGGCGAGCCGCACGGCGGGGGCGAGCCGUCCUCGGCGGGCGACGCCUCGGCCGGGGAGGCUCCGUCCACUCCGGGGGAGACGCGGCGGGAGGACGACGACAAGGUCGAGGCGCGGGACGCUCACGGGGUGGCGGCCGAGGUCCCGGCGGACCUGGCCGCCCCGGGGACGCCGUCGUCCUCCACGGCGUCGCAGCGCUCGUCCAGCAUGAAGCGCAUGGAGAGCAUGAAGAAGGCCAUGAGUCGCGAGAACAUCGAGAAGAAGGUGGACACGCUGGGCAGGAAGAUCGUGCCGCCCGAGAAGCGCGACAAGAUCAAGAAGUCGCUGACGCCCGACCACAAGAAGGGCGCGCGCUCCAACACCUCGUCCUUCAAGGUGCCGCCCUUCAGCUUCACCGUCAAGAAGUUCAGGGAGGGCGACGCCGUAGAGGUGGAGGAUUUCGAGAUCGACCCCAACAACGUGGAGAUCCUGAGUGGCAGCGAGGCGCUGCCCGACGACCACGGCCACCGCGUGGAGACCCCGCCGCCCGACUCCCAGGAGCCGCACAGCGAGGCGGGGCCACCGACCUUCGCGGUUCGGAUCGCGCCGCCGGCGCCGGGCGGAGGCGACGAGGCUCCGGCGGCGCUCGCCUCCGUGGAGCAGAAGGCGUGAGAGGAGGCGCCGGCGCUGAGGCGGAGGAGACGGAGCGAGAGACGUUGACCUGGGUCGCGCGACGCGGCGUGGCCGUCAGGGGAAUCCGUGGCGCGCUCGGGGUGGGGGGAGGGGGGCGUGUUUUGAGU